Molecule: messenger RNA, 336 nt
Organism: Colletotrichum karsti
Lineage: Eukaryota; Fungi; Ascomycota; Sordariomycetes; Glomerellales; Glomerellaceae
Product: ethyl tert-butyl ether degradation EthD
Exons: 1
Coding region: 1-336 (111 amino acids)
Molecular function (GO): oxidoreductase activity
Source: RefSeq, a predicted model, not a curated record
AUGUCUGUCGCAAUCACAGUUCUCUUCCGCAACGAAGCGGACGCCAAGUACGACAUCGACUACUACGCCAACAACCACAUGCCUUUGAUUCAGACUCAAUGGCAGAAAUACGGCGUUCAGGGGUGGUCAGUCACCAAAUUCGGCAACGGCGUUGACGGCUCGGCCCCGCAAUUCGCGUUCGGAUCUACCGUGGUCUGGGAGAACCAUGAUCAGAUCAACAAGGCAUUUACAGGGCCCGAGGUGGAAGAGAUAAUGAAAGAUCUUCCUAAGUUUUCCAAUACCCAGCCUGUGUUUCUUGUCGGGGAAGUUAUCAGAAAGGAAGGACUUCAGGGUUGA